CUUAUGUUCGUUUAGGAAUGUCCUUGUUGACAUCCCUGAAGCAAGGAUCACCAGGAUUAAACUGGCGGAUUCGCUUACGCACGAUUGCGGCCCGGCCCGUUUAUAGCGAUACUGCCGUCUGGUAUGACGCGGGCGACUGCUACGUUGAUGAUCCUGUGGAUGUGGCGCUCAGCAACGCGCGCGCAUGUUGGCGGUGGAAGAGCGUUAAAUUUGCGGUCUGUGCGUUCCGUAAAAUCGUCCCAGUUAGCUUUCACGUAUGUACGGUUUUCGGAUGUAACAAAAUCUCUUCGGUGGUAAACCGCGACUACUAUGCUAUGGAGCAGGCAGUCUGUUGCGAGCGUGAGCACUGGUGCCAUCCAAUGCGGAAUAUGACCAUUCGUACCCUGCAGGAGGAGUACCUGGAGAUUUUGAAAUUAUCUUCCUCGAGAUUGCGUUACUUUAGAAUAAGACUCCAAUGUCUUCCUAAAUAA
Molecule: messenger RNA, 470 nt
Organism: Rhagoletis zephyria (snowberry fruit fly)
Lineage: Eukaryota; Metazoa; Arthropoda; Insecta; Diptera; Tephritidae
Source: RefSeq, a predicted model, not a curated record